AUGCCCCCCAUCGUCACCGGAUCCCCCUUCCGCCGUCCUCGCAGCCGCUCACGUGGACCCGCUGCCCGCUCCCCCUCCCCACCCCCCCUCCCACCUAAGAAGUCGUAUAUCGACCUCAACUCGUCCGCACGCCGAUCCUUCCCCGACGCCCAGGGCAAACCACUCCGCGCCUUCCUCAGUGAUGUCGUGGUUGUCGGGCCGGAGAACAACGAAACGACCGCUCUCUUAAGCAAGCUCGGAGACAUCGUCGAGCGGCCCACGGCCAUUCCGCGGCCCCCAAAGGCGAUUGCAUCUACAUUGCCGCAACCCACAGGGGAGAGGGAGGGUUCGAAGCAAGAGGAAUUGGGCAAGCUGCUCAGAAGCCGGAUUGAGGAGCUCGUACGAACCGAGCGGUCUUACGUGUCACGCGUCAAGGCCUUGAAGCUCUCGUACGCCGACCCCCUGCGACACUUUGCCAAGUCGCCCAGUACUAGCAUCAUCCCUGUGUACGAGGCCAAGACGUUGUUUGGCAACAUAGAUGCGGUGCUGCCCGCAGCGAUGGCGUUUCUGGCAGAUCUUGAGAAGAUGUGGGAGAGCGGACAAGCUGACAUGGUCGUCGGGGAUGUCUGCCUUAAUCAUCUCAAGACCCUUAAGACCCUCGACUGCUUCCGGACAUACAUCGCAAACCAGGAUGAGGCGCAGAAGACGUUCAACGAGAUGAAGAGGAAACACCCUAGAUUCGUGACCUUUAUUGAUAGCACCAAGUAUCAGACUACAGGCAUCGGAAACAUCGGGCUGUUUGAGCUACUGAUGGAGCCUGUUCAGCGUGUCCCGCGAUACAUUCUUCUUUGGGAAGAAAUGGUCAAAUACAUGUCGGUACUUUCUCCUCAGCGCGCCAAGCUGUUGGAAGCAAAGGACAUUGCAUCGCGCAUUGCACGCUGCGAACCAGAUGAGCGGACUGUGCGGGCUACUGUUAUGUACUCCUUGGAGCGCAACGUCGAUGGGUUCCCUGCGAGCCUCUACAGUAACAACCGCGACUAUCUCGACUCGAUCGACGCCGAGGACAUGACCACAGACGGAGUGAUCUACAACCCUCGCGCCAGUCGCCCUGUGUCUAUCAAGUCUGGCAAGUCAAGCACUGUUACGUCGUUCGGCUCCAGCAGCAGCUUUGCAUCGCCGCAGAAGGAGGUUGGCACACCCAACCCGCUUCACUGCACACUCGUCUUGUUCGACGACAAACUCAUGAUCACCAAGCGCCAGGUCCAGGCUAUCAGUGGCUGCAGGGCAACCGGGCUCGAUGACAUCAAGGGCCUUAUAAAGUCCGGGGGCGGCGUAGCAGUCAAGGAGAAGGACGGCGCGCGGCGGGCCCAACUCAAGUUCCGCGGCGUGGUAGACAUCUUGGACGUUCGUAUCGCAGACGUUGGAAAUGGAGACUUCCAACUCUUCUUCGAGCAACCCAUUGCAGACCAAGGCGACCGCUGGAACUUGCCACUCCGCACAUUCCAGGUGUGCCACCCGCCAGCACCAGUCGGGCUCGAUUCUCAAGCAGCCCGCACAGACAAGCUUCGCUUUGUACAGAAUGUCUGGGCCGCACAGGCGCUCGCGCGCAGCAAGAUACUUCCGUCACAGGUAAAGCAGACCCCAUACGUCCUAGUUAGCGACGAGACCUUUGACGUCGACGGGUCGCGAGUGAAAGCCUACUGGAAUGUCUGGACGAUGGUGGGAUGGUCUGCCGAACAGCGAAAGGCAAAGGUCCUGGUGGAGGUCGCAGGCUCAGACUACGGCGACUUGCCUCUACCCGAGCCCGAUGAGUCGACCACACUCAUCAUCCGCUUAGAGCCGUUGGCUGGGGACCUCUGCCGCGUCUCUUACAUCCCAGCGAAGGGUGAGCCUGUCGUCCGCGAGCUCAUCGGAUCAGAGGACGUGAACAAGACCGUUGUGGAGAGGAUCUCGAAGGCCAUGGUCUACGUGCUGCCAUCCAACAACCCGAACCCGUUAAUGCAGACGCCGACGCUCAGCAAGAGAGCCUCGCGUAUGCUCUUCGGCUCCAGCACCGCCUCCUCCCGAGGAGGGCACGGCAGCGGCGAUGGCUUCGGCUCAACAAGCACGACGAGCACGCACCGCAGCCGCUCCAUCACUAGUCGGAGCUCGGGGAUGGACAGCAGCGCACUCUCAGGCGUCGACACCAUCUCCUCAGCUGGCCACGGUUUGUCUCAAGCGUCACCCGCUUCACCGUGCUCGCCCAUGUCGCCCUACAACCCCUCGUCGCCUCCGAGGUCACUUGCCAAGUUAGAGAGUGGCCAGGGCCGGGCUUCUCCUGCUAUGGAGGACUACUCGGACGACAGGCUCGCUUUUCGUCUUGACGAGGCGCGCAACAACUCCCGCUCCCUCGCAGCGAUGGCAUCGCCGCGUCUUCCUCCACCCUUCCCGAGUGCGCCUUCACGGGUUACGGCCAUGCGUGAGCAGCUGGAGGCACGCGAGCGCCAUGCCAAAGCCGCCGCGGAGGAGGACGAGAGAAUGAAGACCCGCUCGUCGCCGUUAAAGCCGGGCAUGUCCCCAGGAGACCUGAUCACGCGAGUCCAGGUCCCAACAUUAGCCUCUUCGAUCACGGAGAGUCUCUCGCGCGACUCGUCCUUAGGUUAUUUACCCCAGUCGCCGACAAAGUCGGUGCUCUCCAGGGCAGGCACAUUAAGCCGAUCCGGCACGAUGUCUCCGAAGGGUCCCCGCCAGCCGCCCGGGAGGGGCGGAUAUGUCGCUCCUCUGCCGCCUCCGACAGCCAGUAUCGUUCCCUCAAUGCUGCAGCAGCCCGAUGCUGUUGCGAUGGAGAAUGUGAUGAAUGGCGUGUCCCAGCCAACGCCCCUCUCCAUCCCCAGCCACGCCGGAACUGAGGCCCCGCCGACGCGGAGACCGCUUCCCAUACCACAGGGUCCAGCCGCCCCACCUCCGACGGUCUCGCGGCUGAUGGGCCUAGGCGCCGCUCCGAAGCUUAGAUCCAUCUCUGGAAGCCGCGGGCCUCCGCCUAACGACGAGAACGUCUCGCCUGUCGCUCAGAAGCGUGCACACCCCGCCGAACACCUGUCGCCACGCAAGAGAACGCCGAGCGACACGGUCACGUCCCGCCACGAGGGCGACCUAACGCCGACGCAGGCUCACAUGCCCCGAUACCCAUCGACCCUCAGCGCAGGCCCGUCGAGGGCGGGGUCGUGUUCAGGGUCUGGCAAGAGAAUCCUCACGCCCAGAGAUGAGAGGCGAUCGAGUGGUGCCCUCACUCCUUCGAAGAGAGUAUCAAGCGUAGCCUCCGUCGCCAGCGUCGCAAGCAUGCAGAGUACAACGUCAACCGCGACCGUUGAUACGGUCUGCACGCUCAAGUCAGCCAUUGAGCAGUGCGACGUGGUGAUGAGCGACCACCCGGACCUCGCUUCCGCGGCCGAUGCCGCCAGGCAAACAAUUGGAGAUGCACGCAAGCAGGCCCGUGCCGUGCGCAAGAACGUGGUGGUGUUGAGCAAGCAAUUGAAGGAGUCGCGGCGUGAACGCCGGUUUGAGAGGCAAGCGAGUUUGGCGCGCUCGCCGCACAACCGCAAUAUACAUCUCAUCUCCUCCACCGACGACGUGACGAGUUUCGGUGCCGACAUCCCCUUGUACAAGGACAGCUCAGAGGAGCAGCUCAAGGUCCUCGUGAACAGUACCCAGGCGGUCGAGGACCACCUCGCCCAAGCGCUAGCCGAUACCGAACGAGUGCGCAUGCUCGCGCGCAACGCGAGCCUGCAGGCAGACCUUGUUGCCCAGCUCGAGGCGCAAGUAACCCGCGCAAAGGAACGCGAGGAUCUCCUCCACACCCAGCUUGCUGCGAAGGAGAUGGAGGUGGACGAGAUCUACAAUGCCUUCAAUGUCGAGCUGGACGGGAUGUACAACGACAUCGCGCUGGGUACAGAGGACGCUGUGCAGACUGCGCUGCGACAAGAUCUCCAAACAACCAAAGGAAAGAGGAACGAGCUCGCCCUCGAGAACCAGCGGCUGCGCGACGAGCUCGCCAAAGAGCGCUUGCGCCGGGAGCAGAUGGCUGGCGUUCUCCGGAUGCAUGGAGGGCCGGAUUUGUCGGUGACGCAUGACGAGGCGUAG
Cutaneotrichosporon cavernicola is the source of this 4098-nucleotide messenger RNA. RefSeq lists its product as uncharacterized. Gene Ontology annotation, molecular function: guanyl-nucleotide exchange factor activity. The transcript is spliced from 11 exons. Gene Ontology annotation, cellular component: cytoplasm. The coding region runs from base 1 to 4098 and encodes 1365 amino acids. Lineage: Eukaryota; Fungi; Basidiomycota; Tremellomycetes; Trichosporonales; Trichosporonaceae. The record is from RefSeq and is a predicted model, not a curated record.